This is a messenger RNA of Microtus ochrogaster (prairie vole), 2212 nucleotides long. RefSeq names its product TERF2 interacting protein (gene Terf2ip). Lineage: Eukaryota; Metazoa; Chordata; Mammalia; Rodentia; Cricetidae. Gene Ontology annotation, molecular function: telomeric repeat DNA binding. The record is from RefSeq and is a predicted model, not a curated record. Gene Ontology annotation, biological process: telomere maintenance via telomere lengthening; protection from non-homologous end joining at telomere. The coding region runs from base 94 to 1308 and encodes 404 amino acids. The transcript has 3 exons. Gene Ontology annotation, cellular component: shelterin complex.
GGCCCUCGGCUGGGCUGUCGCGGCGCAGGCGCAAUGGUGGACUCCGCCGCGGGAGUGUCAAUCUCCUAGCUCUCUUACAGCGGGAAGACAGGUAUGGCGGAGGCGAUGGAUCUGGGUAAAGACCCCAAUGGGCCCACUCACUCCUCCACUCUAUUCGUGAGGGGAGACGGGAGCGCUAUGUCGUUUUACGUGCGGCCCAGCCCGGCCAAGCGCCGGCUGUCGACGCUCAUCCUGCACGGUGGCGGCACCGUGUGCCGGGUGCAGGAGCCCGGGGCCGUGCUGCUGGCCCAGCCCGGGGAGGCGCUGGCUGAGGCCUCGGGCGACUUCAUCUCCACGCAGUACAUCCUAGACUGUGUGGAGCGCAACGAGAGGCUGGAGCUGGAGGCAUACCGGCUGGGACUGAGCGAGCAGGCUCCAGACACAAAGCCCGGGGCUUCCACCGAGGGCUCCGCGGAGCUGGAGCCUCAGCCUCUGACCGGGCGCAUCGCCUACACGCAUGCGGACGACGUGGCCAUCCUGACCUACGUGAAAGAAAAUGCCCGCUCGCCCAACUCGGUCACAGGCAACGCCUUGUGGAAAGCGAUGGAAAAGAGCGCGCUCACGCAGCACUCCUGGCAGUCGCUCAAGGACCGCUACCUCAAGCACCUGCGGGGCCAGGGGCACAAGUACCUACUGGGGGACGCCCCCGUCAGCCCAUCCUCCCAGAAGCUCAAGCGGAAGGCGGAGCAGGACCCCGAGGCCGCGGAUAGCGGUGGUGAGGCUUUCACCUCCGGGGAUCGGGGGCUGGGCAGCCUGUCCAUCAGUGGCUGUUUUUGGCGCCACUGGCAUAGCUCAACCCCUCCUUUGUUGAGGUCCGGGUACGAGGGAGAGUACGUCCAGAGGUAUCUGGAAGAGACCAGACUGAACCAGGCCGUGGGGGAGAGCCCUGACUUUGAAAUACAUAUAACAAUGUGUGAUGAUGAUCCUCCCACACCCGAGGAAGAUUCCGAAACACAGCCAGAUGAGGAGGAAGAGGAGCCAAAAGUUUCUACACAGGAAGUGGGAGCUGCCAUCAAAAUUAUCCGGCAACUAAUGGAAAAGUUUAAGUUGGAUCUAUCAACAGUUACACAGGCCUUCCUGAAAAACAGUGGUGAGCUGGAGGCCACUUCCUCCUUUUUAGAGUCUGGUAAGAGAUCUGACGGUUAUCCAAUCUGGUCCCGGCAAGAUGAUUUAGAUUUGCAGAAGGAUGAUGAGGACACUAGAAAUGCAUUGAUCAAAAAAUUUGGAGCUCAGAAUGUUGCUCGGAGGAUUGAAUUCCGAAAGAAAUAACGGACAAGAUAACAGCGGAUGAUGAUAUAAAUAUCUUGUGUCCAUUGAAACUGACCAGUACUGCUGUUCUGCGAGCCCCAGAUUUUGUAGCCAAGCAGUGUUACGUAGCAGGAUAAAGUAAAAGAAACUGGAUCUAGAGUGGUCCAUGGCAAGUAUCUCUGUGUUUAUGAUAGGGAAAUCUAAACCAGGAGGUUGGUCUGUAUAUUAGUAGAUUAGCCUUUGUUGGAAGGCAACCCCUGUUGUGUUGGUGACAGGAGCCUAGUGACAGAAAUCAAAGGUCUUUUCAGGCCUGGUGAGUAAGUAAGCUCGUCUUUUGGCAGAAGUUGUUUCAGAUGAAGAGUCUAGAAAUAAGAUUUAAUGGCAAAGCUUAUAACAUGGACUGUUCCAAACCAGCCCAUCUCCCAGGGAGCUCUGAUUUCUACUUCGUUGAAAAUUCCCAUAUUCAGCUUCCUAAUGGUGUUUGAAAACCCCACCCCUCUUCUGGCUGUUGCUUUUUGGUCUCAGUCAAGUCGCUAGUAGUAUUUGCUUACUUACCACUCAGUUUUGUGUACAAUAAACUCCGACUUGCGGGAGUGUCCGGUCUUUUAACAUUUAUAACAGGUGUCAUAUACAAACUUCAUAGUCAAGAAUCAAGGAAAAAAAUCAAGUUACACACACACACACACACACACACACACCUCAAAAAAUUUGUAUGCUCUUAAGUUUACAAUUCUGUGUUCUCUUUUUGUAGCUAUCCUCAGCUAUGUGGGAGCUGCUGGUGGGAUACUGUUAACUGUGAUGUGUUGUUUUUAAAUUUUAUCAAACAUAAGUUUUCCGCUGAAAAUUGUGUAUACUUAAAAUUUAAUGGAUUGUUCCGCUUUGUGUUGCUAUUAUUAUUCAAAAUAAAUACAAUUUUGUGUUUGAG